AUGUUACGAAGGAAAGGAGCAUCGAAUCAGGAUGAGAUGAAAGAAUCACUCAUACAACACGAUCCUCAGUCUUCUCAUCAACAAAGAAAGUCGCGCACAUCGUUCUCCCGGCACUCCCAAAAAUCGCAUAGAGAUAAGUCCAAAGAAGGAGAGAAGUCAAAACAACAAGAGGUGGAGCUUAAACGUUGCCAGGCCACUUGUACAAAGCUUCAAACUGAAAUAGAUGAAAACCUGUCCUGGUUAAAAUCCAACUACAAUCCGUUUCACACGUCACUUUACAAUGCCUCACAAUGUGUUCCUUCAGAACAUAAUCUACGCAUUUACAGAGAAUGCUGCAUGAGGAUCAAGGAGAUGGAGCACGACGAAAAGGAAGGUGUUCGUAAGGAAUAUGAUACCCUUUUUUAUGACGGACCUGUUUCGCUAGAAGAGUAUAAAGAUUAUCGGAGUGUAGGUGAUGAAGAGCUGACGAAUAAAAUGUCAAAGCUUAAGGCUAUGUUCAAGUUUGAAGAUGCAGAUGUUUCAAAUCAAGACAGUAAUAAUAAUAAUAUAAAACCUCAAAGUACUAGUAACCGGAAUCAGCGGAAAGGUUCAAGUUCAGAAAACGGCCGCAACUCAGUUAGAGACUGUUUUCUGUCCAUUUACAAGUUUUGGAAAGCAGGAGACUUGGAUGGACUUGUCUGUUCGCGGCAAGCUCUAGACAGUGCUAUUUCUUCUCUGGAGACAGCCCUGGGCGAUCAAGCAUUCUGGAAUGACAAUGAAGACGAGGUCGAUACUCUUACCGCCCAAUACAGAGAAUUGAAACCAGAACUUCAAGUCAUAAGGGAGAAAGGAAUUGACGAUCUGCCCUCCCUGAAGGAAACGGAAAAGAGGCUCGAAGAAUUAAAGGCAAAGAUAGUUAAGAAGAAGCAACAGAUCGAUGCACGUUUUAAGGACCGAUUAGACGAGACAGAUUCUAUGUUAGGUGUGCCUAAACACAUUUGGAAUGAGAAACAUCGAUCCAAGAAAGGUUCUCGAACGAGUCUUAGAAGGAAGCUGAAAUGGGGUGACAAAUAA
Messenger RNA from Fomitiporia mediterranea MF3/22, 1053 nucleotides. RefSeq lists its product as uncharacterized. The record is from RefSeq and is a predicted model, not a curated record. NCBI's taxonomy places the organism in Eukaryota, Fungi, Basidiomycota, Agaricomycetes, Hymenochaetales, Hymenochaetaceae. The coding region runs from base 1 to 1053 and encodes 350 amino acids. The transcript has a single exon.